This is a messenger RNA of Trichophyton benhamiae CBS 112371, 2418 nucleotides long. RefSeq lists its product as uncharacterized. NCBI's taxonomy places the organism in Eukaryota, Fungi, Ascomycota, Eurotiomycetes, Onygenales, Arthrodermataceae. The record is from RefSeq and is a predicted model, not a curated record. Bases 1 to 2418 code for a protein of 805 amino acids. The transcript has a single exon.
AUGCUGUGGCUUCAUGGCUUGCCAAAACCGCUAAAGCCUGUGGAUACGAGAUUGAACAUCAGGGUGACCAGCCCAAAAAAGGAGGCAGGGCUUAAAGGGAAAGCAAGAAAAGCAGCCCGAGCCUCUCAGGCUUCCACUAAUUCCUCCACCAAAAGCUCCGCGUCCGUCAAACCACAGACAUAUCUCAUUGCCGUUCGCGACUUUAUCCCCCUUGCCGAGACUAUUGUAAAAUGCGAAGCACCUCGAGUCCGAGUCCCGUCCACAUUUAUCACAGCCAUCGAACGAGCUAUAUCUGCAAGACGAUCUCACCAUAGCAUUCUUGGAGAAAAGACAAGGACGAAUGAAGAUGGACAUGGUCAUUUCAUCAGCGUUCUCGAACGCGUUCAAAACAUUCUACGACCUUUGUUCGUGGAUGAGAAUAAAGAGGGCUUGGCUAACAAAUUUGAGAAGCUUGAUGUCGAGGAGCCUUCGGAAGAGCGUGCUCAUACCCCAGAUACCACAAAACCAGAGCUUCCAGAAUCCGAUUCAGACGCAACCUAUGAAGCAGAAAGGGCACAAGACAUCAACGAGAUGUACAGCGCUUACUGCCUUAUCAUUCAAGAUUACCGUGCUUUCCGUAUUGCAAUACAGGAGACCUGGUUAGGCUACCGGCAUGGUGUCUUUGAUCUUGUUUCCGCGUCGAUCAUGACCAACACAGCUCUUGAAUUUGCCCGCCAGUUAGAGAAGGACGCAGCACCGUUAUUUAACAAAUUUGGGGGUUCGGCCAUGCUCAUGGAAGCAGUAUUUACGGCUCAGUGCCAUAAUAUGGGAGAAGAUAAAGAUUUCCGAGAACUGCCUGGUGACGAUCUUAAUUUUCGUGUUUGGGAGGCAGCGACAGAAAUCUUCUUUCCAACUUACAUGUUCCUCCAAGGAUUUGUUCCUAUGGUAAGCAAGGACAAUAUGCCCGUUAUCAAACCCGGCUAUUUUGGCGUUUAUGACCCUACUAGCGACCGAAUAAACAAAUCACCAAGGGAAAAGUUUCAAGAGGAUAAGGUGAUCCUUCUGGAGCACUCCACUGAGUUUGCAUUACUCUGUAUUUGUGCUCCUGACCUUUUAGCAGAAGAUGAGCUCACACGCAGCUUUGCGGAGGCGUUCCAAACCCAUUCAGUCACCCUUUUUCUCUCCUUUGCUACGCAAGUGUACCUUGAUAUUCACCAUACGUUGCGUGGGGACGUGCGACGUGGUCUUUCUGAUUUGAUGGCUACAGCCAACAUGAUUGAUGAGUCAAUCAAUGAUAACUUUCAGUAUCAUAAAUCCCUUCGUGUAACAGGGUGGCCUCGGUCAAAUGAUACUGUCCUAGAGAAAAUCCAGCAAUUUAUUGGUCUGUGGGUUAAAAGAGACCCCGUUGGGGAGGCCCGAAGGAGACUCAAGCAACCUCCUAGAGAGCCUUAUAUGCUCUUAUCCUCACACCCUCUCUUAUGCGGGUUGAUUACCUACAGCCUAAAAGCAAAAUUCCAAGAAGUCAGUCUGGCCUUUGCAGGCGCCUGGGGCUCCAUAUUAUAUACCUACCACCUCUAUAACGCAGUGAAACAAGAAAAACUUCUCCGGAACAACUGGCAAGAUAUGGAUGUAAUAAUGGGAAUGCAGGAUAAGAUUUUUGUUGGAGAUCGUCCCCAGACCCCAGAAGAUUACUUGAAACAAUUUGCUUUGAGUAUGGGAUGGUCAGCAGCUGCAUUCUCGAAAAAUAGACGUCAGGGAGCUCUACCAGUUUCAUCCAGAGGUCCUAGGACACUCAAGGAGCUUGCUCCAGUCGCUCAGAUGUUCAAACCAAGAUUCUGUGAAGGAGCCCUGCAGAGAGACUGGACGAUGACAGACAUUGAACAAAUUAUAUCCAAAUCCAAUUGGAGUUGGGAUGAAGAGGCUUCGCCUUCAGAGGGUAUACGUGUGUAUUCUAUGUCCCGAAACAUUAAGAAAGAGCAGAAGAAAGCUACUUCAGGGGCAGUUAAUGCCGCCGAACUACUGAAACAGCUCCGGAACACUUUACGGACGGAAUCUUUGGAGCUCAGUAUACCAUAUCUCUCAUUUCAUCGAAUAUGCUGGUCGGUUCUUCGCAGUAUUCAUGAACACUGUCGUCCAACCCUUCGGGAUAUGUUUGGGGGCGGCUACAUGGAAAGGGAGAAUCAAUUGCCUUUCGUAGUGGGAUAUAUAUUUAUGGCCGCGACAAAUACCAAAAAGCUCUCAGGUUUGCUAGGGGCUAAAAAAUCGGAUGAAGUUACCAGCAAGUUACUCUCCGAAGCAGCAGCUGCUAUGGAUGAGUGUAUAGCGACUGUUGGCAAGCAGUGUUGUGACAUGCUGGAACAACUUAAUUUUCGUUUCACAGACGGCAUGGAUGAUGAGGUGGAAGGGGAAGGAGAUAAAGACAAAAAUGAAAGCAAAUGA